Messenger RNA from Entamoeba invadens IP1, 426 nucleotides. RefSeq lists its product as hypothetical. NCBI's taxonomy places the organism in Eukaryota, Evosea, Mastigamoebida, Endamoebidae. The record is from RefSeq and is a predicted model, not a curated record. Bases 1 to 426 code for a protein of 141 amino acids. The transcript has 2 exons.
AUGAAAAGUUUUGAGUCGAAAGAUAUGAAAGGGCUCAGUGACACGGAUUCUUUAUUUAAAAUGUAUGAGGGGAUGGGAUUUUUAUAUGCAUCACUCAAAAAUAUCCGAAACACAGAAACGUCAUACGUUGAAAACUCAAAAUCACUGAAACAUUACGUCAAAGACACGUUACUCCCAAAAUGUGGGGAUGUAAAAGAAAAGAUUAAUAUUAAUGAUGUGCAAUCACAAAUUGAGACAAUUGAUUUGAAACAAACAGAAGAAGCCGUCAAAUCCGUUUUGGGAUUGAAGGCAUUUGACGAAAUGGAUCUAAAAACACCAACACCGAGUAACGCUAUGUUUUGGGCUGUUUUCUUCGUCACACAAAUUUUCACUGUUAUUGUCUUCUUUUGGACUUCUCAAAAAGAUUCAAAUACGUAUGAUAAUUGA